This is a messenger RNA of Coniophora puteana RWD-64-598 SS2, 1889 nucleotides long. RefSeq lists its product as uncharacterized. NCBI's taxonomy places the organism in Eukaryota, Fungi, Basidiomycota, Agaricomycetes, Boletales, Coniophoraceae. The coding region runs from base 1 to 1803 and encodes 600 amino acids. The record is from RefSeq and is a predicted model, not a curated record. The transcript has 16 exons. Gene Ontology annotation, molecular function: FAD binding.
AUGUCUACUGAAAGCUUUGUCGACGUCCUGAUCAUCGGCGCCGGUCCGGCAGGCGUCAUGUGUGCCACCGCGCUUGCCAGUGCAGGCGUCAAGGUGCGAGUCAUCGACAAAAGAGACACUCGACUGGGGACGGGUCAGGCAGACUGUACUGAGCCGAGGACGACCGAGGUGCUUCACAGUUACGGUCUCAGCGAUCGUCUCCUCCGCGAAUCCGUCCAGCUUCACAUGGCUGCGUUCUACAGCCCGGGUGAGCAAGGCGGGAUUAAGUGUACUGACCGGAAGCCAGACAUGGCUCCGACUGCGCGCUUUCCCUUCAAGCUCGCUCUUAAUCAGGCAGCAGUGGAAGCUAUAUUCCUGGAUUCGAUGAAGGCGAACGGACUCGAGGUUGACCUCUCGAUUGCCCCCACUUCCAUCACCUUCGAUGAAGCCAAGCUGUCUGACCCUACCGCGCAUGCCGUCAAGGUUACUCUGCAACACCUCGAGACCUCGCCAACUCCGGGCCGAAAGGAGACAGUAAACGCCAAGUUUGUGCUGGGCGCAGACGGCGCUCAUUCGUGGGUGAGAAAGGCCCUUGGCAUCACAAUGGACGGUGAUCAAACAGAGCACAUAUGGGGUGCAGUAGACCUGGUCCCCGACACGGACUUCCCCGACAUCCGGAACCGCUCCACCAUUCACUCUGUCAAUGGAAGUAUCAUGAUAAUCCCACGCGAGAACAACAUGGUUCGCUUGUAUGUUCAGCUUUCUAACCAAGACGUUGUCGACCCUUCCACUGGACGCGUGGACAAGAACCGUAUGACUCCCGACAAGCUGAUGGCGGUUGCCCAACAGUCUUUCCUCCCUUACGUGCUCAAAGAUGCUAAGGAUAUUAACUGGUGGACCGUCUACAUCAUCGGACAACGAGUAGCAAGCAAGUUCUCUGCUCACGAACGUGUCUUCAUUGCCGGAGACGCCUGCCAUACCCAUUCUCCAAAAGCAGGGCAGGGAAUGAACGCUAGCAUCAAUGACAGUCACAACUUGGCCUGGAAGCUUGUACACGUAAUUCGGGGAUGGGCAGACUUAUCUCUGCUUAAAUCGUACGAGUUUGAGCGCCAGAAGUAUGCACAGGACCUCAUCAACUUCGACAAGACACAUUCGGAACUUUUCUCGGCAAAACCCAAGACGAAGUCGUUCGAGGAUGGCGUGAGCCAUGAAGACAUCGUCAAGGCCUUCAAGACCUUCCAAGGGUUUGCAUCUGGUGUUGGGAUCCAAUACAGCGAGUCGGCCUGGAUCGACGCCAAACACCAGUCGUGCGCUCCAAACCUCAUCAUCGGGCAACGCAUGCUGCCCCAAGUCUUCAUCCGCGCAUCCGACUUUUGUCCGUAUGAUAUCCAGGACUACCUCCUUUCCGACGCGCGGUUCAAGGUGCUUGUGUUUGCUGGAAACAUCAACGACAAAGCGCAGCUCGCCAAGGUGCACAAGUUGGCAGAGGAGCUUGAGAAGCCCACAAGCUUCUUGCGCAAAUAUUUGAAGGAUGGGCAAAAUGUUGAGAGCAAGUUCGGCGUUGUCACGAUCACCGCUAAAACCGAGGGGCUCGUCAACUCGCUCGGACUUCCCGCAUUGUUCCGCCCUCAUUGGACAAAAGUCCUGACUGAUGACAAAGACGUGGCGCAAGCCACGGGAGGAGGUGCUUACGAUCGGUUCGGCAUCGCUCAGGACAAGGCUACGCUCGUCAUUGUGAGGCCAGAUGGUUUCGUAGGCACGAUUGCGCCAGCGUCACGGUUCGAGGAUGUGAAUAAGUACUUUGCGGGUUUUAUGCGUGCAUGAAGAGAGUCUAACAGCUUGAUUUUCUUUUCAUGAACAUGUAACUAAUUUGAACCAACCGCGAUGUACAAUAUACUUAGAUGGCAGCG